AUUAGCUUUUUUAGCUUUUAUUACUUUUUUAUUGAAUUUAACACUUUUACCAUAAUAUUUUACAUUGGCAAACUAAUUACAACAAAAACACGGAGAAUUUUUCACAAAAAUAUAACUAUUUUUUACAAUUAACACUUGUUGCACAAUUUAAGAUCCUUUUGUUCUGCAUUCACUUGUAUUUUUGCUGCAUCAUGUUCUUUAAUAACGAAGAUAUUAAUAAAAUUUGUUUAAAAGAAAACGAAGCGAAUUAUAUUUUAAAGAAAGCUAGUAUUGAUUUAUUAGCCAACAGUCUGGACAAAGAAACUUCACCGGAUGAAAUCGAAGAGACAGCAUUUUUGGUGCAAUCAUUAGUGGAUAAAUGUUGGGAACGUAUACAUACCGGUCAUUUUAGUAAAGUGCCACUGGAAAUACGUAAAAUCUAUGCCUUAGCUUGUUACUUUAAGAUAUUGUUGCUACUAAUUGAAAGUACGGAUUCCAGGCAAUUGGAAAAAUGUAGUGUGCUAUUAGAUGAUGCAAUUUUAAUAGGCUGUACACAAGAUAUUUAUGACAAAAGUCAGCAAUUUAAAGAUAUUCUAAUUGAAAUCUUGGACAAACAUUUAGAUCCCUGCCAUGACUUAAAAUUAUCGAUUAUAGAUAAUCCUCCUAGGCUCAAUAUCAACUGUGAUAUUUUACAACUCAACAAACCCUCGGUGCUGGAAUUUAAACAGAAAUGUUUUGAUAGACAACAGCCUGCUCUACUACUUAAUACUUUCCAACAUUGGCCUGCUCUUGAAAAAUGGCGAGAUUUAAAUUAUAUACUCAAAAUAGCUGGCAAUCGUACGGUACCUAUAGAAAUUGGUUCCAACUAUGCUAAUGAUGAAUGGUCACAACAAUUAAUGAAAAUUAAAGAUUUUCUUAAAAGACAAUUUAGCCACAAUAGUGAACAGUCAACGGACAUAGAAUAUUUAGCACAACAUGAAUUAUUCGAACAAAUUCCACAACUCAAAAAAGAUUUCUCUAUACCGGACUAUUGCUCGAUUGGCAACAGUAAAGAAGCAAUUGAUAUUAAGGCUUGGUUGGGUCCCAAAGGCACCAUAUCUCCCCUGCACUAUGAUCCCAAACAUAAUUUACUUUGUCAGGUGUUUGGUAGCAAAUCUAUUAUAUUAGCUUCACCCGAAGAUACACCGAACUUAUAUCCUUACGAAGGAGAGUUUUUACAAAAUACUUCACAAAUUGAUGCUAAAAAUUUAGAUGUUGAACAGUUUCCCCGUUUAGAAAAGGUGAAAUUUUAUUAUUUGACUUUACAGCCGGGCGACUGUUUGUAUAUGCCUCCGAAAUGGUGGCAUUAUGUACAAUCGAAUAGUCCAAGUUUUUCAGUUAGUUUUUGGUGGGAGUAAAGAAUAAUAGUUAAAUUUAAUUUUUAAUAAACAUUUUGUUUGUAUAUAUCUAAGGUUAAGAUUCUAAAAACUGAGAUUUAAUAAAACAACCGAGAUAAACCGUU
Messenger RNA from Lucilia cuprina (Australian sheep blowfly), 1480 nucleotides. RefSeq names its product bifunctional peptidase and arginyl-hydroxylase JMJD5 (gene JMJD5). NCBI's taxonomy places the organism in Eukaryota, Metazoa, Arthropoda, Insecta, Diptera, Calliphoridae. Gene Ontology annotation, cellular component: nucleus. Gene Ontology annotation, molecular function: histone H3K36 demethylase activity. The coding region runs from base 192 to 1376 and encodes 394 amino acids. The transcript is spliced from 4 exons. The record is from RefSeq and is a predicted model, not a curated record.